AUGGCUUCCACGUCCAAUGUCCGACUGGAUUCUGUCCCCCCCGAAACUGCUACAAACGACGACCUCAACGGCCAGAAAUUGUCAAUAGAUCUUGUCGGUGGACCAUUUGCUGUCAUCGAAUCCGACCCAGGCGAGCCCUUCAGCUCCAUCAGCUCCAUCCUUACUCAUGUCUACGCAGGCGUUUUCACAACCUUGACGCGUAAACUGGGAGUCAAGCACCUCGAAAUCGUCGAACUAUACGAUAUAGAACCUUGGGCCGUCGACCAUCUCCACCCUUACGGCUUGGUAUUCUGCUUUCGAUGGCGAAAGGACACACAUCGUCCUGCCGAAUUUAAGGAUCCAGCAGCUGAGCAUGUAUGGUUUGCGAACCAGCUCAGUGACGAUGCUUGCGCUUCUCAAGCCAUUCUUAACAUCCUUUUCAACUGCUCAAACGUCAAUAUUGGAAAGGACCUGAGCGACUUCAAAGAAUACACAAGGGAAAUGUCUCCCGAGAUGAAAGGACUCGCGAUAUCAAAUUCUUCUCUGAUCCGAAAUGCACAUAAUUCUCUUGCUCGACCAGCCGACCUCCGAGGCGCCGACAGCGCCUUGGCCACAACCAUCCUCGAUAGUGUAAAAAAGGAGAAGGAGAAAACGAACCGUGGUUCUAACCCUCCCCCGAACAAACGCGCCAAGACCAAGAAUCCCCCAACCAAGAAUCCCGAACAAGGUGACGAGGAAACCUACCAUUUCAUCGGCUACGUCCCCGCGUACUGCAAAGUCUGGGAACUUGAUGGGCUCAAGUCAGGACCCUUGGAGGUCGGCGACGUGACGGAGAAAACGGAGUGGAUGGACGUCGUCCGGCCGGCACUCAGGAUGAAGAUGCGUAAAUACGGCGGGGGAGGUGACGAUGGAGGCAAUGAUAUUCGGUUCAGUCUCCUGGCUAUUGUAGAUGACGCAUAUGAAAAAGCAAGCGACGAGUGGGAGUAUUGCAAGUCAGAGCGGCGGCAACUCGAGCGGCGUCUAGAGGAAGGCUGGCAGAAGGCGGUCAGUUGUCGUUUAUAUUCGUAUCACGUUGAUCCAUCCCUUCUCUCUGCUGCUUCCAACGUGUUUGAUGGCGGAGGCGGACAAAAAUUUGCUUCUGAUUUCGCCAGUAGACGCAAUGACAGGGAUCGGGAUAUAUUGUAUAUGGACCAGGAUGCUCUACGUCACGCGUGGGAGCAAUGCGUCAACAACGCUAUGAAAGCCAAGGUAGCUGUAGGUGAGGAAAUGGCGAAAGCGUGGAGAGACCACACCGAUCAUGUAAAGCGAAUACACGAUUACGAGCCAUUCUUCGUCAAGUAUCUGAAAUUCCUGAAGGACGAAGGCCUUUUGUCAGGAUUGCUUGCAAAGAAGUAA
Guyanagaster necrorhizus is the source of this 1374-nucleotide messenger RNA. Its product is annotated as cysteine proteinase. Lineage: Eukaryota; Fungi; Basidiomycota; Agaricomycetes; Agaricales; Physalacriaceae. The record is from RefSeq and is a predicted model, not a curated record. Gene Ontology annotation, biological process: protein deubiquitination; ubiquitin-dependent protein catabolic process. The transcript is spliced from 5 exons. Bases 1 to 1374 code for a protein of 457 amino acids. Gene Ontology annotation, cellular component: cytoplasm. Gene Ontology annotation, molecular function: cysteine-type deubiquitinase activity.